UGGCUCUUUUGCCAUUAGAAUUAUUGUCUAAAGGCGAAGAAAGAUGCCCAACGGAUUUACUUUACCAGAUGGACCAUCCCAGCCUUGCCGUAAUGGUCUAUUUGAUUCACCUUUUAUUGUUUAUUUUAUUAUUAUUAUUUUGAACUAGUUUUUUCAUAGUUUUCGGUGCUUUUGCUUGCUGUUAAUUUCGAACCAGAACCAGUGAGUACCACGUGAGUACAAACCUCGGUGAACACUGCUUAAUUUAAAUCAUCAUGUCAACUGAGGAAGGCAACGAUAUUAAGAAGUCGCUGGAGUUUAUGACAGAGGAGAUUUCUGCUGUCAAACUGCAGCAGAAAGCCAUCCUGGACCUGGUCGAGGAAGUUAAGGCUCUCCGCAUACAGAACGCAGAGAAGGAUCGGUGGCUGGCGUACCUGGAGAACAGAGUGGCGGAUUUGGAGCAGUACACCCGGAUGAACGAUGUCAUCAUCACGGGGCUUUGCAUCAAACCCCGGUCAUACACCCGGGUGGUCGCAGCUGACAAUGUAGGAGGGCCAGGAGAGGAAGAUGUCCAUGGAGCUUCAAGUGGUUACCUUUCUAUGGUCCAAAGGUGUGGAAGUGGAUUAUAACAACAUUGAGGCUUGCCAACCUCUACCCCGAAAAAACGACAGUGACAAACCAGACAUCAUUGUGAGAUUUGCUAACAGAAAACACAAAACAGCACUGUUAAAACAAGGAAAGAAACUGAAAGGAUCCGAUGUCUUCUGAUAAAAAGAAAUGCGGACAUCGCCAGGAAAGCACGUUACUUGAAGAAACAGGGAAAAAUUCAGAAUACAUGGACCACCAACUGUAAAGUAUUCGUUGAACUCAAUGUAACACCGGAACAAGCCAAAGUGUUGGUCAACAGAAAUAUGGAGGAGCUGGACAAAUACUGAGGUUCAACUUACACUGGAGCUAUGAAUACACAUGUGACGUGACACACAACACAACACAUGGCACAGUCUAAAAGAACUUAAUCUGCAUCCGGCAACAAUAUCACUAUAACUCAUUGGAAUUCUGUUUAUGAUAAUCUGGAAAUAAAAUCAACGACAUAUGUAAGCAGCAAUACAUGAAAACCACAAGACACACCAUACGAGCUAGUUUUUUGGCACUUUUUACAAAGAUUACAUUAAUUUAAAGAUAAACAUAUGCAGAUGCCCAAACCCUAACAACACAAACACUACAAAAAUGUAUAUUAGUACCACCAGAUUUUCAUAUAAUUGCAUUUAAAAGUGUACUAAAAAUUCUCCUGUAUGACUGGAAAUGAAUCCUGGGAUAUGGUGGGCCACAAAGGAUACACCCGACCCAUCUUUCAAAUCUGGGGAAAAGUAGGACGCAUUUGUUGCCACAUGUUGAGGAUGAAUUUGGAAAGCCUUCAUCACGUCGCUGUGACAUAAUUGCCUACAAAUACUGCAUUGAAGCAUCAUUCCCCUGAAUUUGGACACAGCCCUCCUCUCCUGGAGCAGCUCACUUUUCUCCGCCACCUUCUUCUCCAUCAUCAUCUUUUUUGGUGUUUGGCAAACAAGGAUGUGGUGCUUUGCUGCCACCAACCAUCUGGCUUGGAGUGUGGAUCAUUUGAACUUAUCAAAUAAUCAAAAAUGUUAAAAACCGAACCAAACAAAAACGUUAUAAAUUCCCCUCUUGCUCCUGUGGGUGGUCUAUCCUUCAAUCUCAGGUCCUCUACCAGAGGCCUGGGAGCUUGAGGGUCCUGCACAUCCUAGCUGUUCCUAGGACUGUGCUCCUUGGGCAGAGAUCUCCGAUGUUGUUCCUGAGAUCUGCUGGAGCCAAAUCUGCUGAUGCCACAGUAGAUUUCACAUUACACGAAAAGAAGAACGGGGAUAGGGCAUUUAAUUUAAACUCACAUGAAGUACAGACUUACAUUGAUCAGUAAUUAUGUACAAAUAUACACAGAUGCAUGAAAGAAUACAGCCAGUCAAACCGGGGUAGCAUUUGUGGUCGCUGAAAAGGAUCAAUGAUGGACAGUUUACAGUGUAGCCACUGUGAGUACAAGAAAACAAUUAUUACAAUAUAAUGUGUUAAAUUUGCUUAGAUGAGAGUGUAGAUCAGAGCAAUAUGGAAGGAUUUGUCUGUGUGUUUUAGUUUGGCUUAGCUAUAGGCCUGAGGGUGUGUGUAAUUUUGUAGAGGGAAAGGAAUUUAUUGACACUGGGGGUUUGCCUGUCAUAAAAGGAGACUGGAAGCUACAGUGGAGGAUGCGGAUGCUGAUGCUUUAACCUGAAUCUAAUAAACGGUCACAAUUGUUAUAAACUUAGAAGUAGGUUUGCAGGAGACUCUCGACCUUAUCUGUAAAUGUAAGACAACAAGAGGCCAAUGACCCAGUGGAUGAAGAGUGGGGGUCUCAGUGUUUGUAAUAUGUUAACUCUGUUUUGUGUGUUGUCUAAAGGAAUUUGGUGUAGCUUGGGUGAGGAGAUUACUUUUAUGACCGGCAGGAAGUCACAGAUACAGACACACACACAGUGCUUCGACUGUUACGACACACCCACACCUACACGCACACUCACUCACUUGCACCCACACAGACACACAGGUACGUGCACACACAGGCACUCACGUGCUCGUGCAUACACACACAGACACAGAGUUUGCAGCACACCAUGGGGGUUUUCUGAUGGGGUCACUUCUAUAAAGCUGACUGUAACAAACAAAGGAGUGGAAGAUCUGCAGAGGGACACCGGCCUUGCACAUCGCCCCUUCUAGAAGAUGCAUGCUUAACUGAAGAUGAACAAAGGUUUUGUGAAAUGACUACUGAGUCCGGUGCUGUCUCUGGAUGCCUCGAGGACUAAAGAAGAACCAGGGUGAAACUGUUUCGUAACACCACUCAGAAAGUAGAGCAGAUGUACUAACAGAGGUUCAGCAAACAUUUUACAAAAUACAUAUGAUUGGACUUACAGUUGCCUUUUUAUGGAUUCCAGCUCACUAUGGAGUCAGAGCAAAUGAAUAGACAGAGAGAGCUGCGAAGGAAGCCACAACACAUGGGGUAGUUGACCUGGCUAUUAACUUCUGUCAGACAGAAACAAAGAGUAUCAUAAGGCAAGAAAUGAAGAAAAGAUGGCAAAAACAGUGGGAGUAAGAAAGGAGGGGACUGUCAUAUACUGGGUUGCCUGUGUUGAGCGGGUGGGCAUUGCGGUUUUAUGCCACCCUGACAUGCUUUGCGGCAGGGCUGUCUGUGAGCAGUUCUACUCCUAGCUGCUGCAACCUUUGUUGUGCUGUUAUAACCCAUGCCAGAUAUACGUUCAAUAAAGUAGCAUCAUAAGAAAACUACAGAGUGGUCAUUUUACAGGGACGAUGGUUGUACAUGAUUCAGAUGAGAGGAGGAGAAAUGAGAAGCACAAGAAGGAGAGGAGGUGGUCAUACCUAGAAUAAGAUUUGGAUAUACUGGUUUGAACUCUACACUAUUCAUAACAGGGAAAUAUAAUACAUGGAAAUGUGAUUCCUGUGGAGAAGAAGAAACUAUAGAACAUGUUAUAUUACAGGUAGCAGUAGCAUAAAAAUGAAAUUAAAUCUCAUUGAUUUACUGCAAAAAGACUCAUGAAGUGGAAGUGAUCAGGCCUUAUUCCAGUUUUUAAAAGAGAGUAAAUUGUUGCUGGUCGACGUUCCAGUUCAAUCUCCAUACCAGUUGGUGGCGGUAAUGCACCAUUUUGUUAUUUGCCAAUAAUAUAAAGAAGAAGAAGCAUGCUCCGUGGUGAUAUGCCGUACACAGUUUGCACAGACAGAGCUACUUUUUCAUCCAAAGCGAAUAAACUAAUGAACUUAGAGGAGAAAACAAACUAAACUAUCGAUCAUAUACCACUGCCAACGUUUGGAUCGAUAUCUGCAUCGAUCUGCCCACCCUUGUCUCCUGGAUCGUAGCUGAGAUCAGCGUGAACCACGUGGGUCUCUGCUCCCUGAUCUGUUUCCUGUGUUUGGAAAGAGUUCCAGCUUCAUCACGGAGUUUCUCUCGGUUUGUGGGCUCAUCUAAAGCUGAUCAGCAGGAGGAGAAGAGUCUGACGGAGCAGCAGAGGAACAUUUUCAGCCAUCUGGACUCAGCUGAGUCACUACAGAGGAAACAAUGAGCUCAACACAGAAGGACCAACAUGGAGCGAGAAGUCAGCGCUCUCAGGAGGCCGACAAACCUCACAGAAGAAUGGGAGAGAAAAAACACAGCUGUGACGAGUGUGGGAAGGAUUUUACUGGGAAGGCUAAUCUAAAACAGCAUCAGGUCAUCCACACUGGAGAGAGACCGUUCAGCUGUGACUUGUGUGGAAAGUCUUUUUCCGUGAAGGGUGGACUAAAACAACACCAACUCAUCCACAGUGGAGUUAAAGCAUACAGCUGUGAUCAGUGUGGCAAACGGUUUAUAAACAACACACUGUUACAACGCCACAUGUUUACCCACACUGAGGAGAGACCUUAUAAGUGUGACCUGUGUGAGAAGACUUUUAAAGCUCCACGUUACCUGAGACAACACCAAGAGUUCCACACCAGGAAGAGACUCUACAAGUGCAGUUACUGUGAGAAGCAGAGCGACACAGAUGGAUCCAGUUCUCAACCCUGUCGUCACUGUGGGAAAGAGUUUCGUUGUGACCUUUGUGGAAAAACUUUCAGCCAUAAAAGGAACCUAAAAACACAUCAACGUAGACACACUGGAGACAAACUGAAAUACUGCAAAGAAUGUGGGGGAAGUUUCACCACAUCAGUUGGAUUAAAACGCCAUGAACUCAUUCACAGUGGGGUUAAAAAGAACCUCUGUGAUCAGUGUGGGGCAUCCUUCACCACUGUAAGUCACCUUAAAACACACAAAAGUGUCCACACAGGAGAGAAACCAUACAGGUGCAGACACUGUGACAAAAGCUUCUCACGCCCAGGUCAUCGUAACAAGCAUGAACGUACACACAUGGAAGGAAACUACAGCUGUGACCACUGUGACAAGAGCUUCAGGAAUCUCAGUUCAUACUCCACACACAAACGAUCCUACGUUACUAAUAAACUGUUUCACUGUUACCAAUGUGCCAAAACAUUCACUAAAUUAUCUGCUCUGUGCAAACAUCAGCGUAAUCAUUCAGGGCUGAAAUCACUCCCAUCACAGUGAAUCUGAAGAGACAGAAAGAUCCUCUGGUUUUAGGGUCAGUUGGAUUUAAGUCAACCCUUGCUGGUCAAGGCAGAAAUCGUUACUGAAAGCAACUACACAUACACUGUUCAUGGUGGUGACCUCUCAACUACAUUUCCAGUCACCUCAUAUAGGGCAUGACCUUUUAUACAACCAACAUGAACAAAAGCAGAAGUGAGAAGUCCUGCUAAACUCAACAAAAUUGGAACUUGUGGUUUCUUUAUAGCGACUAGACAGCUUCCUCCAUCUUAUGCAUUGCACAAAGCUGCAUUCUAAUAAGAAAAUAUUUUAAUCAGCACACAUACAAGCAAUGGAAACUUUCUGAAGCUGAAAAUAAAUCUUCUAAUCGUCUAGCUCUUUCUGCAAAAUGACAACCAUAUUAGGACACAGAAACAAUAAAAGCAUGUGUCUCUGCACAAAUGACAAUUUCAAAAGCAUCAACUCUAGCAAGGUCAGACUCAAAACCCUUGAGAUCAGGCUCCACAGAGUUUAGAUAGACUCUCCUGUAAAGAUCUGUUGAGGCAGCUAUGAAUGAAAAUGUUCUGUUAUUUACAUUUUAAGCUUUUUAGGAACACUGUUCUGCUUCAGUGUUCGUGUUGAGUGGUUCGCUUUGUUCCAGCAGUUGGAUGAAGAAAUCUUUUUUCAUGUUAUCAAGUUUUUCUUUAUUUAUGUAUGUAUGUAUUUUGAUCCAUGUGUUCUGCAGAUGCUAUUUUGUUCACAUUGUUU
Molecule: messenger RNA, 5848 nt
Organism: Pelmatolapia mariae (spotted tilapia)
Lineage: Eukaryota; Metazoa; Chordata; Actinopteri; Cichliformes; Cichlidae
Product: zinc finger protein 83-like
Exons: 4
Coding region: 4085-5104 (339 amino acids)
Biological process (GO): regulation of transcription by RNA polymerase II
Molecular function (GO): DNA-binding transcription factor activity; RNA polymerase II cis-regulatory region sequence-specific DNA binding
Source: RefSeq, a predicted model, not a curated record